This is a messenger RNA of Acanthopagrus latus (yellowfin seabream), 1964 nucleotides long. RefSeq names its product transmembrane p24 trafficking protein 1b (gene tmed1b). Gene Ontology annotation, cellular component: Golgi apparatus; COPII-coated ER to Golgi transport vesicle; endoplasmic reticulum. The coding region runs from base 127 to 885 and encodes 252 amino acids. Lineage: Eukaryota; Metazoa; Chordata; Actinopteri; Spariformes; Sparidae. The transcript is spliced from 5 exons. The record is from RefSeq and is a predicted model, not a curated record. Gene Ontology annotation, biological process: Golgi organization; intracellular protein transport; endoplasmic reticulum to Golgi vesicle-mediated transport.
AACCUCAGACCUGCAGUGAUUGGACAAACAUUGCUACUCUUCCUCCUCUGAUUGGUCCGCGGCCUUGCCCUCGUUCGGGUGCCUCCAUCCAAUCACAGCAUCGCAAAGUUCUGCUGCGGAAGAGGGAUGCGAAGGAGAUGGCUGAACUUAGAUAGCCCUGUGUUUGGGAAUAUCUUCACCAUGGAGCUUCUUUGGAGGAAAGAGGGGGGCCGAGGACGGCUGUUCGUCCUCGCUGUGGUGUUCGGGUGGGGUUUAGGCUCUGUGAGCUGUUUCGGACAGAACCUGGACAGCGAGUUCACGUUUCUGCUGCCAGCCGGAAGAUCCGAGUGUUUCUUUCAGACUGCAGCGAAGAAUGCUACGAUGGAGGUCGAAUAUCAGGUGAUAGCGGGAGCUGGUAUGGAUGUGGACUUCACCGUCCUCUCUCCAGAAGGCAUCCGAGUCGUCACCGAGAGUCGACGCUCCGACGGAGUCCAUGUGGUGGAGCCGACGCAGGAGGGAGACUAUCAAAUUUGCUUCGACAACAGCUUCAGCCGCUUCUCAGAGAAGAUGGUGUUCUUCGAGAUUAUCAUCGAGGGCCAAGGAGGAGAUGUGGGCGGAGAUGAAGAGUGGGCGGGAUUAGAGGAGCCUGACGGAAGCCUUCUGGAGUACAAGCUGGAGGAUAUCCGGGAGUCCAUGGACUCUCUGCACAAACGCCUGGAGCGCAGCCGGCAGAUGCAGACGGUGUUGCGGGCGUUUGAGGCGCGGGACCGAAACCUUCUGGAAGACAACCUGUGGAGGGUCUCGUUCUGGUCCUGCGCCAGCGUGCUGGUGAUGCUGUGUGUGGCCCUGACACAGGUCUACACUGUACGUAAGCUGUUCGAUGACAAGCGGAGGGUCUGCACAUAGAGGCAGCCUGGGAAACCGAAUUAUCAAGAUGUUGAGCUGGCUACCCAUUCAGAUUAUGAUCCAUUAAUUUUUCAACUUUGUCUGCAUUCACUCUGGCAUUCAAAAUCAAUUUAAUGGAUCUUUUUUUUUAUUUUUUUUUUUACUCCUAAUGUGUUGUUUUACAUCAGUUUGUGAGCAAUAAUUAAAUCUAAGUGGACCUCGAAGGUAAACAGAUGAGAAACAAAUUGAGGAAGUUGAAGUUGAAGUCAUUUCAUUUCAUUCAGUGCCUUUAAUGGCAAAUCUUCCCACAAACCAGUGAGGAAAUACCUUUUGAAAGGCACCGCCUACAUAGACAGAACAGUAAAUGUUGUAGUAUAACUGCUGUGGUACAUUUCUGAAACUGACGAAAGAUGUUGGGAAUUUUUCACUAAAACUGAAAAUGACCUUUAAACGUGGGUAGUAUGACACAACUCAGUAGCCGAGCACAGAACUCCUAGUUGCCAGUUUAAAGGGAUGACAGUGUGCAAUAGUGUUGUUGGCGUAUGUUUUCUUCUGACAGUUAACAGUCUUUCCAUAAUACACGAUUAAUAUUAUUAUUUUAUUGUGCCAGUUCGGGUCCAAGCUGACAUGCUGACAAAUGAGAAUGUAGAGUAGGAACGAGGAAUGAUUUUCCAUUAUGAUUGCCAAUAAUGUACGUGUGUCAGUACUCAGACAAAUAUGUAAUAAGUACAACUAUUCAGUGUGAACAUACCGACUGUUAAAUGUGUGUUUGUAUGUGUCUGGUUUUAGUUAUACACGAACAAACUUGCUUGUUUUUUUUUCAUCCAGAUGUGUUUGUGUUAACAGAAUGUGACAUUUUGAUUCUGCUCAGUCAGCUGCUGAGUGUUUGGGUUUUGUUUUGUUUUUUACCAAGGACAGAUUUGCAUUACAUAUUACAUUACAUUACACAAGAGAAUUAUUAAAAAUCAGGUUUUCAUGGGAGUUAUUGAUGUUAAUAAUUGCAUUGUUUGUUUUUUUUGUGUUUUUUUUACACACAAGAUACUUUGUUUGAGGUGAUUUUUCUUUGUAAAAUAAAAACUGGUAAAAAAAAAACAUCUUUU